Penicilliopsis zonata CBS 506.65 is the source of this 795-nucleotide messenger RNA. RefSeq lists its product as hypothetical. Gene Ontology annotation, cellular component: intracellular anatomical structure. The coding region runs from base 1 to 795 and encodes 264 amino acids. The record is from RefSeq and is a predicted model, not a curated record. The transcript has a single exon. Lineage: Eukaryota; Fungi; Ascomycota; Eurotiomycetes; Eurotiales; Aspergillaceae. Gene Ontology annotation, molecular function: pyridoxal phosphate binding.
AUGGCUGCCUCCCCCUCCCGCACAGCCACCCUGAUCGCCAACCUGGCCGCUGUCUCCGCGCGGGUCUCCGCCGCCUCAACGACAACAACACUGCCUCGUGCCUCCUCCCCCUCGCACCCGGUCCGUCUCGUCGCAGUAUCGAAGCUGAAACCCGCGUCGGACGUGCUCGCCCUGUAUACCGCUUCGCCGACACCACACCUCCAUUUCGGCGAGAACUACCUGCAGGAACUGCUGGAGAAGUCGCGUCUCCUCCCGCCAGGGAUCCGCUGGCACUUUAUCGGCGGCUUACAAUCGAACAAAUGCGUGACUCUUGCGCGCGACGUGCGUGGUCUCUGGGCCGUGGAAAGCGUGGAUACAGAGAAGAAGGCUUCCCUGUUGGAUAAAGGAUGGGGGGAACGAGAUAAUACUUUAGAAGGAGAGAACCGCCUUCGGAUCUUCGUCCAGGUGAAUACGUCCGGCGAGGAGUCUAAGGCGGGCGUCGACCCCGCCGCCGCGCCGCUUCUAUGUCGCUUCAUCCGUGAAAAAUGUCCCCGUCUCAAACUGCAGGGGUUGAUGACUAUCGGCGCGAUCGCGCGCUCGCGGGCCACCACGCCGGAAACAGAGAACGAGGAUUUCCUCUGUCUGCGGGAGACGCGAGACCGGGUCAUUGCUGAUCUCGCCCUCACGGGUGACGACGCUGUGCUCGAACUCAGCAUGGGCAUGAGCCAGGACUUUGAGGGCGCCAUCACCCUGGGCAGCGAUGAGGUGCGUGUCGGGACUACCAUUUUCGGAGACCGGCCGCCGAAGAGGCCUUAA